AUGGCGAACGCAACCUCGGAUCUCAGCGUCGACAAAAAAAUCGUCCAAGAUGGCUACGAUAAAAUGGCAGAGAAAUACGACGACUGGACGAAAGAUGACCCCCGCAACCGCACUCACUAUACCGAACUCCUGAUCAAAAACCUCCCACCCAAUGCCACAGUUCUCGAAAUCGGCUGUGGAGCUGGUGCCCCGAUUUUGGAGAUGUUGGCCAAGACCGGUGCCAAAGUGCUCGCGAAUGACAUUUCUACCGCAAUGAUAGAGCUGGCGAAAAAGAGAUGCCCAGAAGCUACAUUCAUGCCGGGAGAUAUGACUGCCCUAGACAUCGCACCUUCAUCCCUCCACGCCGUCGCAGCCUUCUUCUCCAUCAUCCACCUCCCCCGCGAAGAACAGCCCACCAUGCUCUCCAAAAUCCACGGCUGGCUGGCAGAUGGCGGACAGACCGCCUUCACGCUCGCGUGCAUGGACGCUUCCGAGAUCAGAAGCUCCUUCUUCGGCCAGGACAUGUUUUGGAGCAGCUUUGACGUCAAAAGCAGCAAGGCCAUGGUCCAAGCUGCCGGGUUCGAGAUUCUUCAGGCGGAAGUGUUGGAGGUCGCUGAGGAUGUCGAUCCUGAUGAUCCGGAUUAUGGGGUGAAAUUCCUGUGGAUUCUGGCGAAGAAACCGGAGGCUGCUGCGUAG
Messenger RNA from Zasmidium cellare ATCC 36951, 675 nucleotides. RefSeq lists its product as uncharacterized. The transcript has a single exon. Bases 1 to 675 code for a protein of 224 amino acids. The record is from RefSeq and is a predicted model, not a curated record. NCBI's taxonomy places the organism in Eukaryota, Fungi, Ascomycota, Dothideomycetes, Mycosphaerellales, Mycosphaerellaceae.